AUGAGUAAGUCGUUGGGGAUUCCGGUGAAGCUGCUGCUCGAGGCGCAAGGCCACGUUGUUACUAUCGAGUUGAAAAACGGGGAGUUGGUGCAGUACGAGGUGGACUGGUACAAGGUGGUGUCCAUCUUCCGGGGAGAGAAGCUGCGGAGAUCAACUAAGGACUUUAGUGGCACAAACCUUGUUAGCCUCGACGUCGAUACGCAUUUCCUGGUCAUAAUCCGAGACAUCGAUACGCAUUCCUCUCAGCUGUUAGCCCUUGGUCCGUGCGACGCUUCGCGAAUGGCGGCGACGCCCUCCCGGGUUCGCGAACAGCAGGAUCCUUCGCCGCGGCUCCCCUCGCGAGGUUACCACCACCUUCAGGCGACGUUCGUGAUUUCUCCAUGGCGGCGGCUGCCGAUGCUACUUCUGCUGGUCCUUGGCUUCAUCGCGUUUUGCCACGAUGCGUCGAUUUCGUUGGCCGCCACUCUUGUGAACUCUGUUCAAGGUGAAAUACUGGAGCAGUGUGCGGUGGAGAUGGGUGUAAAGGGUAACACUUGGAGCAACGCUACUACAUGUGGGAUGGAGGUGGGGUUACGUUGUAACAAAGACGGCACAGUCAACACCAUUGAUCUUCACAGCUCCAAUCUCACCGGAAGCAUCUGCUCCGGAAUAGGCAAGCUCACAACACUCGUUAUAAUAAAUCUGAGCUUCAACGCUCUGACAGGGACCAUUCCGGCCAGCAUCGGCCAGCUUUCGCGCCUGCAGACGCUCAACCUUGGUAACAACACCCUCACAGGCGCUCUACCUGCCACUUUCUCUGCGCUCAACAAUCUUACAUUCCUGUCCCUCAGCUACAAUGAGCUCUCAGGAGUCAUUCCGCCGUCCAUCUCUAGCCUCUCCAGGCUCCAGUACUUCCAGGUGCGCAGGAAUUCUUUCAGAGGGGAGGUCCUUCCAGCCCUGGCAUCUCUCACAAGAUUAAUUUCCAUCGACAUUGCGCAGAACCAGUUCAGCGGAUCCAUCCCCUCGGAGUUUGGCAACCUAUUCAGCUUGCGAAACGUGUAA
This is a messenger RNA of Closterium sp. Yama58-4, 1041 nucleotides long. The record is from the annotation of a GenBank genome assembly. Lineage: Eukaryota; Viridiplantae; Streptophyta; Zygnematophyceae; Desmidiales; Closteriaceae.